This is a messenger RNA of Solanum pennellii, 1104 nucleotides long. Its product is annotated as transcription repressor OFP12-like. NCBI's taxonomy places the organism in Eukaryota, Viridiplantae, Streptophyta, Magnoliopsida, Solanales, Solanaceae. The record is from RefSeq and is a predicted model, not a curated record. The transcript has a single exon. Gene Ontology annotation, biological process: negative regulation of DNA-templated transcription. Bases 168 to 830 code for a protein of 220 amino acids.
CACAUAUAUAAGCACUUAUAUAUGCAUGUGCUCUUCAAUCACAAUCUAUCUUCUUUCUCUGCCCAUCACCUACCCCUACUCUCUCUCCUCGCCAGCCCACGGUGGCGCCACCACAAAUCACCACCACCAUCGCCGCCACCGCCGUCAACAUCUGACCAGCAAGAAAGAUGCCAAGAAUUCUACAAAAAAAAUUCUACCAUUGCCUCCCAAGUUUCAAAUGCCUUCCCACAAUUCUCUCACUCCCUUUUGAAGAAACAGAGGAAGAAAAAACAGAGCAAAAAAAAAUAAAAAAUUUCAACUCUGUUUUCGACAUUCCCAGCUCUGAUUCCACUACCACUUCUAAAUCACUCACUAAUUCCUCCACCACAACUACAGAAGAAGAAGAAGAUAACAACACUAAUUGUACUUUCACUUCUUUUGAAGAUUCCGAUUACACUAAUAUUCCAGAUUUCUCAAAUAUCUUCGCUUCUCAACGAUUCUUCUUCUCUUCACCCGGUAACUCCAAUUCCAUAAUCGAUUUUCCACCGGAAAAUCCCAAAGUUGUCACCGGCGGCGUUGCUGUACAAACGUAUUCACCCGACCCGUAUUCGGAUUUUCGGAGAUCAAUGCAGGAAAUGGUGGAAGCUCAUGAGUUAACGAAUGUGAAAGCAAAUUGGGGAUUUUUGCAUGAACUAUUGUUGUGUUACUUGAAUCUUAACCCGAAACAUACUCAUAAGUAUAUUAUUGGUGCUUAUUCGGAUCUUGUUGUUUCUCUUAUGUCUAUCGACGAUUCCCAAAAAAAGACGGAAGGUACAGCUAGGCCGUGUGAACAGACAAAUAUCGUACUGUAAAAGAAAAGUUCGAUGGAUUUGAUAUGUAUGUAUUUAUUAGACCAUGAUGAUUCUAUCGACUAAUUUCAUCGAAUUGUUCAGAAUAAUCAAAAGUCGUGGAUUUAUAUUUUCAAGAGAAAGAAGAACAAGAAAUGAUGGUAUGUUAAGCAUAACUAACAAUUUUAAUCUAUGAGAAUCGCCCCAACAAUGAUAUUGUAUCAAGAUUUAGAGUUCUGAGUUUAUAGAUUCUGAAUUUUGAUAAAUGCAGAGUUAUAAAUCUAUAUAUAUAUAUAAA